Messenger RNA from Fraxinus pennsylvanica, 705 nucleotides. NCBI's taxonomy places the organism in Eukaryota, Viridiplantae, Streptophyta, Magnoliopsida, Lamiales, Oleaceae. The record is from the annotation of a GenBank genome assembly.
AUGGCCAAGACAUUUAUUCCUUGGUUUCUCAGUUUAUUUGUUCUCUUAGCCAAUAUCUUCCCUUACUUGGCUGAUAAUGCCACUCUUCCUACCAUUUUCAUACUAGGGGAUUCCACAGCAGAUGUAGGAACUAAUUCUUUCAUACCAGAUAGCCAAGCAAGAGCUAAUUUUCCUCAUAAUGGCGUCGACUUCCCCGAUGGAAUACCAACCGGGAGGUUCAGCAAUGGUUUCAACAGCGCUGAUCACCUCGCUAUGCUUUUGGGAUUAAAGAGAAGCCCUUCCCCCUAUCUCUUUCUCCUUAACCAGACAUCUGGUCACCACAAGCUUCUCCAUAGAGGAGUAAACUUCGCCUCCGGAGGUGCUGGACUUCUAUAUGAAACUGGCCAAAACCUGGCUUUGUACAACCUUGGGGCACGAAAGUUUGGCAUCAUUAGUGUGGCACCAGUUGGAUGCUGUCCAGCCAAUAGACUUGCCUAUAAACGUUUGACCGGUAAAGAAGGUUGUUUUGAAGCCAUGAAUAACGUCGCCUUUGCUUUCCAGUCAGCACUCAACACCUUGCUGUACAACAUCAGCUCUCAGCUUCCCGAAAUGAAGUACUCACUUGGAUAUGCAUACAAUAUGACAAAUGACGUCAUAAAUCAUCCCCAUGACUUCACAACUGGAUCUCUGUAUGACAUCAUUUCAGAUAGCAUAAUUAGAAGUUGA